AUGGCCCGAAACAGCACAGGCUCGCAGGACCAGAAAGACCGUUCCUACAUCUGUCGGUACUGCAGCAAAGCUUUCAUCCGCGCAGAGCACUUGCACCGUCACCUCUCAUCUCAUGAGAAUAAGAAACCACAUGGCUGCUCUGCAUGCGGUUCCAGUUUCGGCAGGGCCGACGUUUUGCAACGACAUAAGAAGAAGUGCUCAGCCCAUCAACGCCUCGUGACUAGUUCUCAAGAAGCUGUGGCGGAACGGGAGAACCAACAACCCCAAGAUCGUGCGGGAAACGACGCCUUUUCUGGCACUGGUUCAGAGUCUGGUCACUCAUUGUGGGGAGCACCCGCGGCUUCUGACAGCAUUAUGAUCUCUCCUACCUCGCUGACUUCGUUAGCCGAAGCUACUAACAACAGAAGCACACCCGCGCUGAACAUGUCCUCGUCGACACUUUCGGGGCCUAUAGUUUCCAAUCAGACCAACGGCAACACUGUUCUUCCAACUCCACCAGUUUCCUCUUCUUUCACGCAGCGUUCGGACGAAUUGGGCCAUUCACUCUCCAACGACCUUUCUCAGGCCGCGUCUUGGAGGAGCACGACAAGAGACAUGUACAACCUAGAUUUUGCAGACUGGAAUACAGGCGAUUUGACUUUUUUGGAGGAUUCGCUAUUGCCCAACUUCCAAUAUGACGCAACAGAGCUUGUGCCCCCAUUUCAACCAUCACUUGACAUGAUAUCUGACAAUCAGUCAUCACCUCAGCCCCGAGGGAUUUUGCUCGGUCUUACUCGGCGAGUGACACCGUCGCCGGAGGAUGGCGGCGCCCAGAGCAGCCGUCAAGGUGAGAAUGCCACAACAAGAGGGCUAAGAUUGUGUCAAGAAGACAUCAAUUCUUUCAAGAAGAAUAUGUCGAACAUCCAUCAGCGGUUCCUCCUUUCAGAUUUCAAAGUUCCGUCGCGCCUACGGAUGAUACGACUGCUAUGCGCAUAUUUCGAAUACUUUGACCCCCAUACGCCCAUUGUUCAUCGAGCAACCUUCGAAAUCCAAAGCAGUCAUCCUGCUUUGAUACUUGCCAUGUUGGCCAUUGGAGGUCUCCAUGUCUCUGAGCAUGACUUUGUUAUUAAGGCAUACGACGCUUGCUGCAUACUCCUGUACAAUAUCGAAGGUCAUGAAGUUGGAUCCGUCCGGACCCCAGAUAUAGGUAUCGUACAGGCCUUGCUCCUGUGUGCACAAUUUGGUGGCUUCAGUGACAAUGCAUCCUAUUUCCGGCGUGCAGAGAAGCACUUAACGUCUGCAUAUUCGCUCUUGCGAGAAUAUAUUGACAUAGCAAAGCCUCAACAACGCCGAUCAACCGCAGAUUGGGCUUCCUGGAUUGCCUCGGAAACAUGUAGUCGCCAUGAACGACUCUUACUUAGACUUCAAGACGAGUUAGACACAGAUCUCAUUGCUAAGAUUGAGAAAUGCCUUGGGUCUUGGGAGCUGUCCUGGCGCCGGCAUCCACAAGCCCCAGGGGUUCCAUGCAAAAGCGGCGAUCCUCUGCUGGUUGACUGCCUAGCCCUACUGGGCUCGGCAUAUUACCACCUCUAUUUGGGCGCAGAGCUGCGCGCUUUGAAGACUUUCGCUCAGAGUAACGGUCAACUUUCAUCGCUUCCACGUUACCGAUCGCGUGACUUGACGUUGAAGGCGGUCCAGUACGCGGCUCAUUCAUGGUUUGUGCGCGCCAACCUUGGCAUCGCCCAUCUUCAGAAAACUGCUGCUUUGGAAUUCGGUGCACAUUCGCUUGUGACCGCAUAUGAAGGAGGUAAUGUUGUACCCCAAUAG
This is a messenger RNA of Rhinocladiella mackenziei CBS 650.93, 1806 nucleotides long. RefSeq lists its product as uncharacterized. Gene Ontology annotation, molecular function: zinc ion binding; DNA-binding transcription factor activity, RNA polymerase II-specific; RNA polymerase II cis-regulatory region sequence-specific DNA binding. NCBI's taxonomy places the organism in Eukaryota, Fungi, Ascomycota, Eurotiomycetes, Chaetothyriales, Herpotrichiellaceae. The transcript has 8 exons. Gene Ontology annotation, cellular component: chromatin. Gene Ontology annotation, biological process: regulation of transcription by RNA polymerase II; DNA-templated transcription. Bases 1 to 1806 code for a protein of 601 amino acids. The record is from RefSeq and is a predicted model, not a curated record.